AUGACUAUUACCAUUCAAAACAUCACAGCCACCUCUGCCAUCGUCAGCUGGCCGUCAUCCCCAGGCUGCGUGGACACAUUCUACAGCGUCAUGUAUCACCCUAACUGGAACAGCCUGCUGAUGGGUUACACACGCAAGAGCUUCCUGCAGGAGGACAGAGUUCCUGUGAGCCAAACAUCCACCAGUCUGGGCCGCCUCAGUCCACAGACCACUUACAUCCUCUGUGUCACCUGCCAGUCCGCCAAUCCCACCAGAGAGCAGUGCCAGGUCUUCAGUACUCUAAACGAGGGCACUGAACUUGGUGAGAGUGGCCGGGAUCUGGCAAUGGGAGUCUGGCUGGCCAGCAGCAUCCUGUUGCUGAUCAUUGCUUUGGCUCUGCUUUGGGGAUGUCUCCACACCAUGUGUCCAGCAAAAAGGGACCCAGAAAGAGGCAACCAGUCAGGUCCGAACCCUCCACACCUGGCUCUGACCCCCAUGGUUGGGAACAUGGGCAGCGAAGGAAGAAAAAGUCUGUACAUGCCCGGUUGUGGUGGGGUAGACUCUCCGAACGCAACAGUGAUUGAGAAUGUUUAUAGAGACGAGCACGGCAGAGAAAUGGCAAAGGGGCAGAGUUGUGAACUACAAACACUCAGUAAUAAACCUAGAUAUGCCCCCGGGUCAGAAUAACGGACACACCAGAUUGUUACCUUGAUACACUGACCUCGAAAACUCAAACUAUUCGAACUUACACAAUGAGGACAUUCACAGGGAUGAAACCAUUUUGAGGAAAUUAGACUUGGGACUUUUGAGCUGGGCUUAUGGGGUUAAAUUAGCAUUAAAAUGUCAGAUGAAAACAUUAACUUCUUAAAAAAGGAAACUGAAGGAGGGCUUAUAAUACAAUUGUACAAACUGACGUGUUAUGUAUUUUUUUGUUUGUAUUUGUUAGCAUGAAUUAAUGAAUUUGGUAUCAAAAUUAAUCUAGGUUUACAUUAUUUAAAACAUUUUUAUUCAUUUAUAAAAAAUACCCACCCCCACACACUAUUUUUUAUAGUUUAAAUAAUCAAUUAUUACAAUAAUAAUCCUUAUUUGAAAAUGAUAAUUUUUACACUAUUAAAUAGUACCAAAUUUUCCUGUACACACAAUAUUAAAAACACAUUCAAAUCAGAAGCAUAGAUUUUAUAUAUUUACAUUUCUACAUAAUAUGGUGUCCGUAGUCUGUAUAGUGUCCGUUUAAAGUGAAAUACCGCUGCCAUAUUGGUUUUGCAAGAAAAAGAGCCACCAAAUCUUUAAACUGCUUAGUGCACCUUUACCUUUAAAGGAUAUUUAAGUGUUUAUUUGAAUGUCUUUGUGAGUUGAUAGUCUGUCUGUUUUGUGUUAGCUACAUUAGAUCCUACUAUGCUUGAAAUGUACCUUGCCUACCUAUCUAAUCUUGCUUAAUAAAAAACAUUUCCAUUUAUGGUACAGUUUGUAAGAGGCGUGUUGUAUCUCAAGUGAAUGCUGGAGAUGUAAUCGAUGUUGGUGAGAUUUAAACUCAU
This is a messenger RNA of Carassius gibelio (silver crucian carp), 1514 nucleotides long. Its product is annotated as fibronectin type III domain-containing protein 9-like. Lineage: Eukaryota; Metazoa; Chordata; Actinopteri; Cypriniformes; Cyprinidae. The transcript has a single exon. The record is from RefSeq and is a predicted model, not a curated record. Gene Ontology annotation, molecular function: protein binding. Bases 1 to 666 code for a protein of 221 amino acids.